AUGAUUUCUGGGCGUCAAGAUGAAACCCAGAGCCCUUUGCGCCAGCCAACUGACAAGGAGCGGAAGUACGACCGACAGUUGCGCCUCUGGGCAGCAUCUGGACAAUCGGCCCUAGAGUCAGCUCAUGUCCUUCUUGUGAAUUCCUCUACUGGGACAGUCGGAACGGAGACUCUCAAGAAUCUGGUACUGCCUGGCAUCGGGAAGUUCACCAUUGUCGAUGACGCUGUAGUUGGGGACGCAGAUCUCGGGGUGAACUUCUUUCUUGAUGAAGCGUGCUUGGGUUUGCCUAGAGCGCGUUGCUGCAGGGACAAUCUCGUUGAAUUGAAUCCGGCGGUUCGCGGUGACUGGUUUCCCAAGAUAGUCGAUUCCGACUUGGGCAUCGAAAGGCUUCUUGAUUCGUCAGACCCAUUUACCAUCAUUCUUUACACCCUGCCCUUGCGCCCGACUUACAUCAAGUGUCUCGAAUCUCACGCCAAAAAGCACGGCAUCCCUCUCUUGGCUGUUCACAGCGUUGGAUAUUACGCAUACUUUACCGUCAAGCUACCGGGACUCUUCCCUGUUAUUGAUACUCAUCCUGACGAAACCGCAGUGGUGGAUUUGAGGCUCCUGGACCCAUGGUCUGAGCUGGCGGAAUUCGCGGACCAGAUGACCAAAGAUAUAGACGACCAAGAUGAUUUCGAUCAUGGUCACUUACCUCUGGUAGUAAUCCUACUUCAUUAUCUCAAAAAGUGGCGGGAGGCUCAUGGCGGGGGCCUGCCAUUGACGUACUCUGACAAAGUGUCCUUCCGAGAUUUUGUCGCCAGAGGAGCCAGGACUAAGAACCCCGAAGGAGGCGAAGAAAAUUUCGACGAAGCCGUUGCUGCAGUAAUGAAGCAUGUGUCGCGUCCAUCUUUACCAACAUCUCUGGAGCGAUUAUUCGAGCGAGAGGGGCAAAUCAAGGGUGAUACCGAAGAAACAUUCUGGACAAUUAUCAAGGCUGUGAAGCAUUUUUAUCACAAGCAUCGCCAGCUCCCUCUGCCUGGUAGCCUACCGGACAUGAAGGCACAAUCCAAGGUGUAUGUCCACCUUCAAUCUCUAUACAAGGAUAAGGCAAAGCGAGACAUAGCCGAAAUCUUGGAUAUAGUGCGCGCCAUUCCUGGUGGAGCAAAAGUGAAGCGGGAUGAAGUUGAGCUAUUUUGCAAAAAUGCAAGUUUCGUCAAGGUCAUCGAAAAUCCGGAAAAUGCACCGAUUACGAAUCAAGUUGUCGCUCAGGAACUGCUCAAUGUUCAAGACGCUGCCACUGCAGGAUUCCAAAGCCCUCAUUCCUUAGCGCCGAUCUAUCUUGCUCUCAAUGCCCUACGUCUCUCACCCGAAGCCGGCCGAGAGGAGAUUAUAGACCUAGUCACCACUUCUGUGCCGUGUAUUUCCGGAAACCAACGACUGGCCCAAGUAGCGGAGGAACUGUCUAGGUCAGGCUCGGGCGAGCUACACAACGUGUCAGCAGUAGUUGGCGGCUUGCUGGCACAGGAGAUGAUUAAAAUCAUCACCAAGCAGUACGCCCCGGUCGACAACACCUGUAUAUUCGACGGCAUAGAAAGUCGAUGCCAGGUUCUUCGACUAAAAUUGUGA
Molecule: messenger RNA, 1608 nt
Organism: Ustilaginoidea virens
Lineage: Eukaryota; Fungi; Ascomycota; Sordariomycetes; Hypocreales; Clavicipitaceae
Exons: 5
Coding region: 1-1608 (535 amino acids)
Biological process (GO): protein neddylation
Cellular component (GO): cytoplasm
Molecular function (GO): NEDD8 activating enzyme activity
Source: RefSeq, a predicted model, not a curated record